Lactuca saligna is the source of this 927-nucleotide messenger RNA. The record is from the annotation of a GenBank genome assembly. NCBI's taxonomy places the organism in Eukaryota, Viridiplantae, Streptophyta, Magnoliopsida, Asterales, Asteraceae.
AUGUGGAAUAUCCUUUUUACCCUUCUCUUCAAAAGUUUUUCAGAAAGGGUCACAGGCUCAGACAGUGCAAGUAAGCUUUUCUGCACUAUUAUCUACAUAUUAUAUCAUGGAAUUAACCUCGAUUAUGGUUCCAUCCUUUGGCAACAACUAGUUCAGAGCACUCUUUCCAUAACAAGGCACUCAAAGAUCUCUUGUGCUUGGUUAUGGUCCGUCAUCAUCCAACGAGCCAUCAAUCGACUCAACAUUCCGGUGACUAAGGGAUAUAUUAGAGCAGCUAUUCCAAUACUUCACACUUCGAACUUCAUCAUGUCUGAUCGUACGAAGUUCAUGUGUAUUGGUUCAAUUUCGGAGACAAUGCUCAACUAUGUUCCAAAAAAACAAGCUUAUCAACGAGUAUCAAAAGAAACCAACAUCAGAGUCUGGCUCUCUUCUGAAACAAGGGGAGAAGUCAAUAAAACAACUGAUGGUUCUAGUCAACAAGAACAGAAACCAAAUUCAAAUGAUCCGAAGGGUAAUGAAACUUCGAGAUCAAAAGGAAAAGGACAGAUGACUGACGAUGAUGAUGAUGAUGAAAAGGAUGAAGAGGCACAACUUGAACGCCAAUUGAAACGGAAAGCUUUAUCAAUACCAAAUUCAAAGUUGUAUGUGAAGCAAAAAAGUUUAGUCUUUGAGUUUGCACUCACAGACUUGCCAUGCCUUAAACCUUUUCAUUGGAUUUCCUUGUACCAUAUCUUAUUAAAGAAUGAACAAAAAUUCGGACUCAUCAUGGCACAUAUAAAAAGGAUGUUGAUCUCCUAUAUCCAAGAUGUUGGUAAGAUGGACAUGGAGAUUGCGAUUGUCCUCCGAAAGAAGCCUACGGUGCUGCCUAAAGAAGCUCCGAAUAACAUCAGCAAGAUGAGGCUGGGAAAAUUUGAGAAAGAUAAAUAG